AUGCAAGCUUCCAGACCCAUUGUCGACGAGAAAAAUCCGUUCUACUGCCCGUCCCUUUCUGCCGCUACAUUCCUCGAAAAUGUCCGCCUGCAAUUUUGCUGCGAGGAUCCCCCUCCAUAUACUCGCACCGCAGCAGAGAGUCUCCCGUCUUUUCCUGAACGCCUCCAUCAAUCUCUCGACGAAACCGAUAUCUUCAAAUUGCUCUGCGAUGGUCCACCCAUUUCUACUGAAGACGAAACUCCCGAAUAUUCUUCUGUACUGCAUAGCGCAUGUCUCGUCCCACAAUGUGGAAGUACCCCAAUUAUCCACUCAAAUCGAGUCGUGCAAAAUCGCCUCGGGGCCAAGCGCAAACGCUCAAUUUCUGCCGAUACAUUCAGCGAGCUCCUGGCUCCACCCAAGCGCGAGCGCUCGUCCCAGAGCGUGAACGAUGCCUCUUUCGAGCUGAGUGCGAAGGCUGGGCGCAUUCGAUAUUUCGGUGCCUCCAGCGACACAUACGUCUCUCCGUUCAGUAACGAAACUUUAUAUCGUACACGCUCUUCGUACGGGGAUAUGACGAAAGCCAAAAUGGGGAGGAGAUUGCGCGCCUUGGAAGAUGAGCUGUAUGGGUAUCCAGUCGGCACUGAGACCCCCCGCGGAAUCAAGUCGCUAGUUGCCCGCUUGGAUGUGCUCUUACCCGGAAUUAGGCUGAAAGAGCGACUGUAUGCGCUAGACAUAAUCACGCACCAGCGAAUAGCAGAAGUGCUUGCGGUAGACGGCCAUCUGAACGCACGGAUUCUCGAGAUGCUUCGCACGUCUGAAAUUGCGUGUCUGGAUUUGACCGCCUCGCUAAUGGAUGAAGAGGGUUUGAAUAUGGGGGCUCACGAGGUGCUGCAAGUCUUCGAGAAACAAAACAGCUUUCAAUUCCUUGCCGAACUCAAUUUGGGAGAUGCUGUGCUGGAAGAUGUCGACAUCGUCAGCUUGCACCGACUUCCACGACUUACUAGGCUAUCUCUUAGUAACACUGGCAUAGGGAACGAAGCCGUUUUUAUCCUUGUAUCCCUGAAGCGCACAUUGGCAGAACUUGAUAUUGCGUUCAACCCGCGGAUUGACGAUGAUGCGAUCCCAGCACUCCUCGCACUGCCCAAACUUUCCUUCCUCUCCUUAUUCGAGACUGGCGUGCAGAUUUCAGGUUUGCGGCGGUUUGCGAUGACCCUUCGUACGAGAAAGAGGCAGACUCUAGUGGGGUUUGAAGCCCCACGCGAGUGUGAAGAGUAUGUUGAAGAUCUGCAUCGCAAACGCAUGCUGUAUCCGCGACCACCCUUGAUCGUCAAUCCGAUUGAAUGCUCGCGGCUCUCUCCAACAGCGCUGCGUCGAAACCUUGCCGAGCACGCUGUAUUCGACGCCAGCGUAGUUGUGGGAGGCUCGGACGCUGAGAUGGUGGAACGGCUGGAGCGUAUUCUUACGAUCCGCGAGAUGGACCUGGCGGUUCGCGAGCUUAUCUGGCACGGUCAGCAGAAGAAUGGGAUUGUUCAAGAAUCCGAGGAUGAAUCUGAGGACCAUUGCUCAAAUGCAUGA
Fibroporia radiculosa is the source of this 1554-nucleotide messenger RNA. RefSeq lists its product as uncharacterized. NCBI's taxonomy places the organism in Eukaryota, Fungi, Basidiomycota, Agaricomycetes, Polyporales, Fibroporiaceae. Bases 1 to 1554 code for a protein of 517 amino acids. The record is from RefSeq and is a predicted model, not a curated record. The transcript has 6 exons.